This is a messenger RNA of Nematocida minor, 876 nucleotides long. RefSeq lists its product as uncharacterized. The transcript has a single exon. The record is from RefSeq and is a predicted model, not a curated record. The coding region runs from base 1 to 876 and encodes 291 amino acids. Lineage: Eukaryota; Fungi; Microsporidia.
AUGAAAAAAAUAAGAACAAGAGACAGCAGAACAGAGACAAAAAAGGGCAAAAGAGCCGGAAAACUAAAAUUAUCUGUGUAUCUCGCGGGGUGCCUGUGUGCGCUGGUCUUUAUGUACAGCCUGUGCGACUUUAAAGCCAAGAAAAUCGACUUUAACGACCUGGAGUACGUAAUAGCUCUGCCAAGCGACAGGUCUGAAAUACCUCUGGACUUGAAGGAUCCUAUACUGGCGUUUAAGCAGACAUUCAGCAAAGAAGAAAUAGAAAGAGUGCGAAGAAGGUAUGUAAUUAUCCAGAGCAAGUACAAGAAUAAGCUUGUGGCCAAUGUCUUCAUUAUCCCCCAAUACUACAGAAACUCCAGCAAUACAAGGGACGGAUUCUUUCUGUGCUUUGAAAUAUACAAUGUGUACGUCGCUCCGAAGUACAGAGGACAAAAACUGUCAGUACCACACUUGUACCGGUCUUUCAAGCUUUUAAAAGAGAUAUAUAGAGUGAAGCGCAAGCAGAAAUCCUAUCUGCUUUUACAUAUCUCCCCGAAGGAUAAAGAUAUGAGCAAAGCCUAUGCACUGUAUCGAACAAAUGGGUUUAUGCACGGAUUGUUCACCCAAUACGGCUCCUACUCUCUUCGCAAAAGAUCUGAAGUGUUUUCAGAUCCCCAAAGCAUAGACUCCGUAGUAAGAAACUAUCCGUACUACAACAGCGAGUACAAAGGAGAGCCUCUGACAGGGGGCGAUAAGUUCAUUUCCAUGUUCACUGAAAUGGAUACCUUCUUCACCACAGUGGAGAUGAACGCAUACACAAAGAGAGACUACGAGUUUCACAAGAACAGCGCUGAGAAACUUAGAAAGCCUCUUCUGAAGCAGCAUAAGUAUGUAUAA